Candoia aspera is the source of this 6935-nucleotide messenger RNA. It is a transcript of the gene MN1, whose product is annotated as MN1 proto-oncogene, transcriptional regulator. Gene Ontology annotation, biological process: regulation of DNA-templated transcription. Lineage: Eukaryota; Metazoa; Chordata; Lepidosauria; Squamata; Candoiidae. The record is from RefSeq and is a predicted model, not a curated record. The transcript has 2 exons. Bases 309 to 3857 code for a protein of 1182 amino acids.
CAGAACCAGCAGCCAGCCAGCCAGCGAGGGAAGCGGCGCAGGAGCGGCCCGCCCGAUCCGACUCGCGCAGCCCAUGAAGGGCGGCGAGGCCCGGCGGGGGCCCCCCAGCCGCCACACCGGCGCCGGACGGCAACUUCCGCGCAAGAUGUGAGUCGGGCGCGCGGCGGCGGCGGCGGCCCACCUCUUCCCUGCCUGCCUGCCUGCCUGCCGGCGACACGGACUCCCUCGGCCGUCCGUCCGGCCGUCAUGCCUCGCUGAGCGAUCUGAUCAGCCGGGACUCGAGCAGCGGAGCCGCCGUCACUGGCGGGAUGUUCGCGCUGGAUCCGUUCGACCCACACGGCGGCGGCGGCGGCGGCGGCGGCGUGCCGGGCAGGAGCGGCGUGCCGGGCGAGAGGGGCGGCGGUUUCGGGCCGGGCGCGGGCUCCCAGUUCAAGCCGCCACCCUUUCACGGCGGGACUGGCAGCGGCGAGCCGGCGGCCCUGAAUGCCCUGGGCGAGCCCUCUUCGGCCCUGCUGGCCAUGAAUCUGACCUUGUCCGGGGAGGGCUACGGCGGUUUCCACGCCCCGCGCGGCGGCCCUCCGGAAUUGGCGCAGGCCCAGCCCGUCCACGGGUUCUUCGGCAGCCCGCCGCCCGGACCCGGCGCGCACCACCAGUCCCAGCCCCCGGCCUCGCACUUCGGUGGCGGCUUCGGGCCCGAGCCCAGCGCCUCCUGCCUGCACGGCGGGCGCCUCCUCAGCUAUCCGGGCGGCCCACAGACGUUCGCUGCGGACGGCGGCUACGAGCAGCACCUGGCGGAAGGCCAGCCAGGCGGGGACGGCUUCGGACAGCAGAGGGCGGGACCCCUCCAGGACUUCCAGCCGCCGCCGCCGCCGCAUCACCACCACAAUCCCGGCGUGCCGGCGCCGUGCCUGCCACUCGACCAGUCGCCCAACCGCGCUGCCUCCUUCCAUGGCCUGCCGGGGGCCGCCGCCUCGGAGCCGCACAGCCUGGACUCGCAGAGGCGCCUCCCCAGCCAAGGGGCGGCCGCGGUGGAUGCCCUGGAGUACAGUUACCCGAGCAGCGAGAGCCAUUUCGACCUGCCCGUCUUCUCGUCGUCGGAGGCCGAGGGGCAGCUGCCGCAGUACGGCGCCGGGCGGCAGGCGGCACCGCCGGCAGGAGGCAACUUCCCUGGCCAGUCCGCGGCCUUGCCCCGAGCGCCAGGCUCCCUGGGGAAGGUGCACGCACAGCAGCCCCAGCACGGCGUCUUCUUCGAUCGGUUCGGCGGCGCUCGCAAAAUGUCUGCAGGGCUGGAACCUGGCCUGGGUGCCGGGAGGCACCACCUCGUGCAGCCGCCGCCACCCGCGGCUCUCCUGGCCCGGCAGAACUCUUGCCCCCCGGCGCUGCCGCGGCCACAGCAGGGUCCCGAAGGAAGCGCCGCCAAUACGGGCGGUCUGCAAGACAGCGGCGGCAGCGGCGGCCCGAUCCUGCAGGGGCAGCACGGCCCAUUCGAGUACCCCAUCCACCGGCUGGAGAACCGGGGCCUGCAACACCAGCACCACCAGCAGCAUUCCUACGGCCCGGGAGAGCCGCUUUUCAACGUGUCCCACCACCACCACCCCCAGCCCCAGCAGCCGCCCAACCAGCGACUGCAGCACUUCGACGCGCCCCCCUAUAUGAGCCUCCCCAAGAGGCCCCGUUUCGACUCGUGGGGCGGCGGUGGCGCGGGGAUGCACGGCACUGCCGCCCUGGACAGCCACCUUUCGCCCUCCGCGGCCUACCCUGGCCUGCCGGGGGACUUCACGCCGCCGGUGCCAGAGAACUUUCCGCCGCCGCCGCCGCCGGGUCCGGAUCCCCAGGCGGCUCUGCAGCAGCGCCAAAAUGCGGCGCUGAUGAUCAAGCAGAUGGCAGCCACCCGCAGCCAGCAGCAGCGCCUCCGUCCGCCCGGGCUGCAGCAAGUCGGGCACCACCAACACCCGCACCCCGCCGGCGGCGGCCACGGCCAUCACCAGUCCCCGCACCAGCACCCGGGUGAAGCCGCUUUCGAGGCUCAGGAGAGCACGUGGUUCCCCCCGCCUCAUCCACCAGCGGGCAGCGGAGAUCUGCUAUUCCGGCCGGGAGUGGGAGGGAUGCAGGAGCCGCCGCCAGCGCUGCGGAUGUCAUCGGGGACCGAAGGACACGUGCCCUCGCCAGGCGGCCUGCAAGGCCAGUUCGGUCUGAGCCCGCCGUCGGAGCGCAGGCCGAGCCACCCCGACUUCGCAUCCCAGGCGCAAGGCUUUCCGUUCGGGGCCCCCAGCCGCCAGGCCACCCCGCACAGCGCUUCACCCGGGUCCUUUGUGCCCCCGACGGACUUUCAGAGCUCUGCGCCCCCUCCCUCGCAGCCCCGGCCCCCACCGGCCAGCAGCAAGCUGGGCGCGCUCUCGCUCGGCUCCUUCCCGAAGGGGGGCGUCGGGGGGCCACCCGGGGGCGCAGGCCCCAAGGAGAGCAGCGGCCUUUUCGGGCAGAGCUGCCUGGCAGCGCUGUCCACCGCCUGCCAGAACAUGAUCGCCAGCCUGGGCGCGCCCAACCUCAACGUCACCUUCGGCAAGAAGGGCGCGCCCGCGGCGGUGGGCGGCGGGACCGCCGGGGAGGGCGCCAAGCGUAGCAAGAUUAGCCCCACUGAGGCCCCGGAGACAAACGGUGCGGGGCCUCAGCCGCCCCUCCCGGCCCCGUCGGCUCCUGCGGGCGACAGCGGCCUCUCCCCAAAUUACUCCCCUGGAUCGGGCCCCGACGCCAAAUCGGGGAGCGGGCGGGGCAGGGGGCGCAGGAAACGAGACAGCGGGCACGUCAGCCCGGCCGCCGGGGGGACUGGCGGCGGGGGCGGCUUCUUUGAGAAGUACGGCCCGGCGGCGGGCGUGGAGAGCGGCAGCCCCGGGCAAGGUGGGGAGCGAAGCGGCGGCGGCACCCCACAUCUCCACGAGCCCCACAAGGCGUUGAGCUCCCCGCCUUCUGCCUGGUCCAAGGGCGGCGGCGGCGGCGGCGGAGACCUCCUCCUCCCGCCGCCGCCGCCGGAGCAGGCUGACCUCCUUCCCGCCCUGGACCAGGCCGAAUCCUGCUCCCCGCGCGGCGGCGGCGGCGAUUUCCCAGGCGAAGCGGACGAGGACGAGGUGUCUUCCAGCUCCGACAACCCGGGGUCCAAAGGGUGUCCCGCCGGGCGCAGCCCGCUCCAGCCGCCCACCCGCCCGGUGGACCACCCUCUCCUGAACGGACAGAAGGCGGCCUCCCUGGCCCAGCUGGGCCUGCACGCCGGCGGCGGCGCCGCGACCUCCAGCCCUGACAGCUACGGCGCGGGGCAGCCCGGGCCGGCGCAGGAGGAGAUCCACCCGCUGGAGAUCCUGCAGGCGCAGAUCCAGCUGCAGCGGCAGCAGUUUAGCAUCUCCGAGGACCAGCCUCUGGGCCUGAAGAGCGCCAAGAAGGCCCCCGAGGGCUCGGGCGGCGGCGGCGGCCGGAACGGCGACAGCGGCGAGCUGAGCAGCUGCUGCGAGGGCGCCAGCGGCAAGGGCGCUGUGAGCACCAUCGACCUGGAAUCCUUGAUGGCCGAGCACUCCGCCGCCUGGUACCUGCCCGGAGACAAGGCGCUCCUGGACGGAGAGCCCGACGAGGAGAAGGCCCUGGUGCCCUGGGAGAAGGCGAAGGCGUCCACCCCCGGCAAGGAAGCCCAUGACCUCCCCUCUAGCAAGGCCUUGGCUCCAGCACAGACGGGCAGCCACUUGCAGUGUCUCUCUGUCCACUGCACGGACGACAUGGGUGAUGCCAAGGGCCGGACUGCGGUGCCAACGUGGAGAUCCCUGCACUCAGACAUCUCCAACAGAUUUGGGACUUUUGUGGCUGCCCUGACUUGAAGAAGGGAGAGGAGGAGAAGAGGAAGAGGAAGAGGAAAAGGAGUCAUUUUUUUUCUGUUCUUUUUAUGUUUAAAGAGCCGCUCCUACUAGUUGGACUGUUUUCUAGGUUGGUAUCUGUUUAGCGGCAUACAGACUGGCAAGGGUUAAUUUAAAAUAAACUCAACCGAAAGAAAGAAGGAAAGGGAGAAAGAAAGAAAGAAAGGGAGAGAAAGAAAGAAAGAAAGAUCUGCCACUCCUCCUGCUGGUCCCUCUGCAGCCGGUCAGAGCACUCGCACUCGAAGGAGUACUGGCUGUGGCUCUGGGCUGGCCAGCCUGGCUGACAGGGCCCCUUGCAUCAGGGCUAUGUCACGGGAAGGCAGGAUGGGCUUAGGUUUUACAUGUCCCCCUCCCCGCUUUCCAUGCAAUUGAGAGGGAAAUCUGGAGAGCAGCUGCAGAAGUCCAAUCCCCCUGAAGGGAAAUUGCACCCCAAAUGGUGUCCGAGGGACCCCAAGCUUUCCGCCUUUCCUGUGCACCAGAGCCAAACCGUUAAUGCACAGCCAAGGAUUCAGACAGUCCUUUGUCUUAUCGGAGAGUGAGAAGGCGGGUGGGGGGGAAUGCAAGCUGAUCCCUUGCCUCCCCUCCCCCCCCCAUCCCUGCUGCCGCCUGGUUUCUGCUUUCUGGCACAAAGCCUCACAUCGCCUGUUUUCCCUGAACAGGAGGGGGGUACCCUGGGCUGAGCGGCAGCUUUGCUUUCAGUGCUGAGAUCCACUUGACAGCUGAGUGCCUUUCCUGGAGGAAGAAAGGGGGCUGAUUCUGCCCCAGACGCCUUGCCCCCAGCCCGGUCCUUCUGCUCUGCAACAGCCUCCUAUUGUUUUCCUUCAUUUCCUGCAGAGGCCCCUCCGUGGGGCUGGUCUGGAGAGCAAUCAGAGGAGGCGAGGAGGAGCAGGGAUGGUUUUCCACCCAGCUAGGCUCAGCCCUGCUCCUGGGGGGGUGUUGUUCAUCCUCCCGUUGGAGGGUGCUGCUAGAUGGGCAGGGCCAAGGGGUGUUGUGGCAACGGUGGUCGAUGGUGGUCGGGGAAUCCAGCUGAAUCAGCCAUUCUCGGCUGUGGGGAGGAGGUUCGGAGGGGGAAGCCAAGAGAGGGGCAGGCCCCACCUGAGGAAACCAGGUGGCUCCUCUGCAGCCUGGAGCCGGGUGACCAUGAUGCCUGAGGGCCCCCACCCCAGGGCAGUGGCAGCAGGGCAAUUGCUCCAAGCCAGCCUACCUGGUAUCUCUGGUGGCUCCUGCUCAGUGCCCAGUUGAACUGGUGGGGGUUCCCUCUGCCCAGACUCUCCCGGGCUGCCCCGCAGUCAAGGAGUGGUACUGCUGUCGUCUGCCGGGAGGUCAUCCCACCAGAAGGCCCAGGCUCGGUGGUCUUCUGCAGAGCAGGCCUGGCUGCUGCUGCGCACAACAAGCUCCCUGUCCCACCCCAGUGGCUCUUCCUUCCUCCAAAUCCAAGAUACUUAAGGUGCGUGUUUCUUUUUCAAUGUCCUGAAUUUUUUGUGGACUUAUUCUUUUUCUCCCCCUUUGUGGGUGGAUAAAAUUUUGGUCAGCAUCCUGUCCUGGCUGUCUGCUCCUGCAAAAGGAAAUUUGUUCUCAGCAAAGAGGGGAGCAGAACAAUAAUGCUGCUCCUCCAACAGGCGUCUUCUGUUGCCCCACCUGCGCUCCGGGGUUUUCUCCUGCUGUCUCUAGCAGGAGAAGGGGCCACCUCCUGCCAGGGGCCUGUGAGGAGAAGUGGAACAGGUGGGUCGGUGUUUAAGCCGGAGAGCUGCUUUAGUUGAUUCUGUUAUUUUCUGAAGGUCUGCUUCUGAAGGAAGAAAAAUCAGCACAGAAUAACAAUGGAAUUUAAGUAUUAAAGUAAGAAUAACAGUGAUAAAGGGAAACCUAAAUAAAUAGCAACAAUGUUAAAAUGGAACUUUAAAAACACAAUAGACUGAAACUUCUCAGGCAAAAAGAAAAACAUUUUCAGUUGAUGUUUUAAAAAAUGACUGGAAAAUAGCUUUUACAGCAAAACAAUAAAAUAAAAAUAGAGUCAUUAGAAAUUAACUGUAAACUGCCUACUAAAAGCAUUCAGUUGAGCAACACCCUGUACUGUGCAAAAAAAAAAAAAGGAAAGGAAAGGAAAGGAAAGGAAAGGAAAGGAAAGGAAAGGAGAAACAGACCUGUGGAUUGCAGACUGCAGAACUGUACGUGCAGACGGUCCAUUGAUUCAGUUGAAAAUCACAGGAAACCCGCGGAAGACACCCCCCCCAGAUACAAAUGGGCCUUUUGUUGCUUGAGGGCAGUGCUGGGUGCUCCGGCCUCAAAGGUGCCUGCUAAUCCGGGCUACCUCCACUAGAAAGCCAGGAGAGGGGCACUGGAGGCCGCUGGCACUCCCUUUGCAGGAAACCAGGCAGCUGAAUCCGGCUAACGUUUUCUGAGGGCUCUUUGAUGCUCUGCAAACACCUGUUAUCUUCUCUGGAAAGGCUCCGUUCCCACUCCUCAGCCGAAGGUUCGGGGAGCACCAUCCAGAAUUGCUCCGCACAGUAACGGUAGCUUCUCUGUGGGGGAAAUGAAUCUAAAACAAGCCAGCUAUUUUAACCGAGAUUUUAGGACAAAACUAAGUUUCAGGGGACCGGCCGUUUUUUCUUGGUUUCACUCCUCCUGUAUUUCCCCAGCCAUCGCAGCUUUAGAAACAAACCCUAAACCGAAAGGGUGUUGUCAUCCUCCUUGUACUGAAGCUCUGGAGAAGAGCCCCUCCCCCGCCCCAGCCCAGCCCAGCCCAACCCCUACUGCUCAGUCGGAAGAAACCUUAUUGCACAUGUAAGAUAUUAACAUGGAGGGCAAUUUGUAAUCCCCCCUUCCCUCCUGUUCCCCUUGCCCAUCCCCUUUUCUGGGAAUUUAGUUUAAAUUGGUUUCUCAAGGCUUGGUUGGAAGACUGUGACAAAAGCUCAUGAAAAGUGAGUGUUAUUUUCUUUCUUUUUUAAAUAUGUAAAGUGCAGUCUUCUCUAUUCAUGCAUAUUGUAUAUAUCUGUAUAUGUUUUACUGAGCAACUAAAUAACAAUAAAUAUGAUGUUAAUGGUG